Molecule: messenger RNA, 692 nt
Organism: Bactrocera neohumeralis
Lineage: Eukaryota; Metazoa; Arthropoda; Insecta; Diptera; Tephritidae
Product: larval cuticle protein A2B-like
Exons: 2
Coding region: 102-632 (176 amino acids)
Cellular component (GO): extracellular matrix
Source: RefSeq, a predicted model, not a curated record
AUCGAUUUUAUUUGUAUAAAAGACACAUUCGGUUAGUCUUCAAAUCAGUUCAAUUCCAUUUUCGGUAUUUGUAGCAACCAAUUCAAUCAAACCAAACAACAAUGGCAUUCAAAUUCAUCGCCUUCUUCGCUCUCUGCGUCGCUGCCGCCAGCGCCGGUGUCAUCGCACCAGCUGCUCCAUUGGCCGCCGUUGCCGCCGCACCAUUGGCUGUCGCCGCCCGCGUUGAGGAAUACGACCCACAUCCCCAAUACACCUACGGCUAUGACGUGAAAGAUGCUCUCUCCGGUGACUCGAAGACCGCUGUGGAAACCCGUGAUGGUGAUAUCGUUCAAGGUCAAUACUCUCUGAAUGACGCUGAUGGUUACCGUCGUAUCGUGGACUACACCUCCGACCCAAUCAACGGUUUCAACGCUGUUGUCCGUCGUGAACCUUUGGUUGCUCCUAUUGUUGCUGCCGCUGCUCCAGUGGUUGCUGCUCCAGCGCCUGUCGUCAGAACCGCUGCUUUCGCCGCACCAGUUGUAGCUGCCCCUGCUCCAGUUGCCACUGCCUUCGCCGCUCCAGCUCCUCUCGUCGCGGGACCAGCAGUAGUGAAGACCCAAUUCGCAUCACCACUCAUCUCUUACGCCUAUUAGAGAAGGUCGACGGAACAUUUGCCAUUAGUUGAGAAUAAAGUCUAAAUAUACAUAAUAUAA